GCGCAGAGAAGAUGGCGGAUGUUGUGACGGUCGGGGUGAAUCUGGAUGCCUUCUCUCACGCCAUCAGCGGGAUCCAGGCGCUGCGCUCCAGCGUGAGCCGGGUGUUCGAGUCCCUGAAGGAUGGCAUGAAGAACCGGGAGACUCUGGAAAGUCGAGAGAAGCAGUUUAUAUCCGAGUUCCAGGACAACCUGCUGGCGGUCAACAGAGACCUGAAUGAGUUGGAGCGUCUCAGUAGUCUAGUGGGUCGUCCCUCAGAGUCCCAUCCUCUGCAUAACAGUGGUCUGUUGAGUCUGGACCCAGUCCAAGAUAAAACCCCUCUGUACUCGCAGCUGCUGCAGGCCUACAAAUGGUCCAACAAGCUGCAGUAUCAUGCUGGUUUGGCCUCCAGUUUGUUAAACCAGCAGUCACUCAAGCGGUCAGCCAAUCAGAUGGGAGCUUCAGCCAAGAGACGACCCAAAGUCCAGCCCAGUACUCUGGUCCUCCCCAUUCAGUAUGUAGAUGAUGUCAUUACCCGGAUCGGCAGAUUGUUUCCUGAUAUGACCAUUGAGCUGUUCAGACCCAACGGGACAUCAGCUGUGCUACUGGUGACCCUAGGGAAGGUGUUAAAGGCCAUAGUUGUGAUGCGUUCCCUUUUCAUUGAUAGAACCAUCGUCCGAGGUUUUAACGAGCAUGUUUACACCGAGGAUGGAAAGCUGGAUAUUUGGACCAAGUCUCAGUACCAGGUGUUUCAAAAGGUAACAGACCAUGCCACCACCGCUCUGCUGCACUACCAGCUGCCCCAGAUGCCCGACGUAGUAGUUCGCUCUUUUAUGACGUGGCUGCGCAGCUACAUUAAACUCUUCCAGUCUCCCUGUCAGCGCUGCGGUCGUUUCCUGCAGGACGGACUUCCUCCAACAUGGAGGGACUUUCGGACACUGGAGGCGUUCCACGACACCUGUCGGAUGUAAAUCACAACUUCCUGUUUUUUGUUUGUUUGUUUCUUGUAAAAA
This is a messenger RNA of Nematolebias whitei (Rio pearlfish), 989 nucleotides long. RefSeq names its product mediator complex subunit 27 (gene med27). Gene Ontology annotation, molecular function: transcription coactivator activity. The transcript has 8 exons. Gene Ontology annotation, biological process: regulation of transcription by RNA polymerase II. NCBI's taxonomy places the organism in Eukaryota, Metazoa, Chordata, Actinopteri, Cyprinodontiformes, Rivulidae. Gene Ontology annotation, cellular component: mediator complex. Bases 12 to 947 code for a protein of 311 amino acids. The record is from RefSeq and is a predicted model, not a curated record.